Molecule: messenger RNA, 11118 nt
Organism: Porites evermanni
Lineage: Eukaryota; Metazoa; Cnidaria; Anthozoa; Scleractinia; Poritidae
Source: the annotation of a GenBank genome assembly
AUGUUGGUUCAUGGUUUGCGACGAGCGGCAAGAACCGCUGUGAGAUCUAACUUUGUUGCUCGCACCUUAAGACAAACACAGAGGAGAACACUGCCAGUAUGUUCGCAAUUGUGUAAGUAAUAAAAUUAUUGUGUUUACGCAUUCCUUUUGUAGAUGGGAGUGUUGCACUGUGAAGCGGACGCCGGGAAGCCACGUUGAGGAUGUCUUUGAUUUCAAGUCACAUGCGAUGAAAUGUACCCUGUAUGAACCUCCAUUGUGAUUGCUUUGAAAGUCAUUUCUGUUAAAAUUUUAUUUUUGUUGUGAGUUAUUAUGGAAGAAUUCUGGUUUAUGGCCUCAUGAUCAUUUGUACUUAUAUUGAACUUUGCAUCCAGUAUUGCUGGAGCUUAGCAAGUAACUUACAUUUUUUCCUUCAUAUUUAUUCAUCCAGAUAACCGCCGCUAUGUUUCAACCGAUAAACCUGUGUCUGCCGCAGCUGCCGCUGCCUCUCCUAAAACAUCGACACCCGCAGCGUCAAAGCCUGGAGCUGUUGGAAAAAUUAUUGCUGUUAUUGGUGCCGUUGUAGAUGUUCAAUUUGAGGAGGGUCUCCCUCCCAUUUUGAACUCACUGGAGGUAGAAGGCCGUUCUCCGAGACUUAUCCUUGAAGUCGCUCAACAUUUAGGUAAUAAUGGAUAAUUUUCGUACUUUUUAAUUUGAGUUGAUAAAAUGUGACUUAAAUUUUGAUAUCAGAAGAUAUGUAAACGCACGUACCCCUCCCGUCACCAACAUUAGGGAACUUGAGCAACGACGAUGGCAACGAGAACGGGAAAGCAAUAAGUUUAGAUUGGUAAAACAACAGCUGUGCACAUGCAUCACGCUUUUUUGUACAUUUCUUUGCUGUCACUGCCUGACUUUCACAUGAAAGUGCCAAAUUUCAUGUUUUGUUGAAGAUGUGAACACAAGACGGCUUUCUUUUUCUUUUCCUGAACUUUGAUACUGUCUCUUAGAAUUUAACUCCAAAAAGGUUUGCCAUCAUUUGACGAGCUGAACGAGUUGGAAUAAGCAUAAUAAAGUUUGAAGUAGCGUGAAUUGACUUUUUAAGUGACGUUUUUGUAGCCAUUGCCGUCAUUUUUGCUUAAGCUCCCUAUUUUCAUUCCUUCACGCACGUUCUUUCUUCUACAUUUAUAUGACUAGAAUACCAUACAGUGCCAUGGUUUUAUGCAUGUUAACUUGGUUACAUCACUGGACCACUCACCUACAUGUAUAGUUUACAGUCCUGUGGUAAACUUUGUUUGAUCCUUAUUACAAUGUAGGUGAGAACACUGUACGAACCAUUGCUAUGGAUGGUACAGAAGGUCUCGUCAGAGGACAAGUGUGUAAAGAUACAGGAGGUCCUAUUACAAUUCCAGUUGGCCCAGAGACAUUAGGAAGAAUUAUUAAUGUAAUCGGAGAGACUAUUGAUGAAAGAGGCCCCAUUGGUACAGACAAGUAAGUGAUCACUGUAAAACAAAAUCAUUUGCAUUCCUGAGGAAAACUGUCUACCAUAACCCUGUGAGACAACAACAACUUUAUCUUUAACCAUUAUUUUGAACAAUAAAAUGUGCAAAUGUAGCUUAUUGAUUACAUAAGAUAUCGGUAUUCUUUCUGAAGUAACUAUAGAGACUGAGGGUAUGUCCCAGAUUGAACAUAGACGCAAACUUUACAGCAGUAACAAUUAAUUUUUUCAAGAAGGCUGUGAAAAAGUUCCAAAAUCUCCUGCAAAUCUUCCAAAAAAUUUUUGCAAUUGUAAUGUAAAUGAACAAUCCUUCACUGUACUUCUUUGAUAUAUUCUGUUCUCUGGAUGAUUAACUUUUGUAGACGAGCUGCAAUCCACGCUGAAGCACCAGAGUUUGUUGAAAUGAGCACAGAGCAGGAAAUUCUUGUUACAGGAAUUAAAGUUGUGGACCUUCUUGCUCCUUAUGCUAAGGGGGGAAAGAUUGGUAUGUUUCAGUGGCCUUUGGUGAGAAUAAUACUGUAGUGAAUAUGUCUGAAGGCAUGAAGAGUCAUCCCUUACUCUCUGUUUACACUCUUUGGAAUCUUUUAAUAUUUUAAUUGAACGGCUUUCAGUCAUUGCCAACAAUGCCUUGCGGAUGCAAUGUGCCUUUACUUCAUCGACACUUGUGUACUGAUUCAGGUUUGAUAUUGACGUUUGAAGUAGAUGACAUUUAUAGCAGACUAAUAUUAUCAUGAAAAAAAAAAUUGCCGCAAUUUUGCAGUGAUUUUGUUACCUCUGCAUCCUGUGUCCUUGAUGCAUAAAAAUCCCGAAGGAUACAAAUUAAAUCAUGGCAUGGGUCCCAUAGGAUGAUCAAUUGAUCUAUUGAUCUGAAGAUGUUUUUGUAGAAUAUCCUGUUCGUGCAAUUUCUGUGGCUGUUAUUUCAUCUUUUUUUGUGAUUUGAAAAGAAGGACUAUAUUGUUAUUUCAGGAAACUGUUAUAAAGAGAUUUCAAGUCUUUCUUCAGAUUAACUGCUUGGUUACAUAAAAGGCCCAAGCAUUUUCAAUUUAGGACUCGGUUGCUUUUUGAACUGGGGCUCAUUGGUUCUGCACUUGGACUCAUGAUUUUUCACAAGAUAAGUCCCAGGACUCACUAGAACUAUUUGUAACAAAAUCACUGUAACACACGAUCAAUGUUGGUAGUUUUGUAUGCAGACAUUGCUGCCUAACAGACAGAACUUCAAGAAUUCUUACCUGGCUAACCGAGAGAAAUUCUUGAAUUGUAUUGUGUUCGUCAACUGUUGACGUGACUGUGUGUUUAUAUACAAACUGUUUUUCUUUGUUUGUCAUCAAGGUCUCUUUGGAGGUGCUGGUGUUGGUAAGACUGUUCUUAUUAUGGAACUGAUCAACAAUGUAGCUAAAGCUCAUGGUGGUUACUCAGUGUUUGCUGGUGUUGGAGAAAGAACACGUGAAGGAAAUGACUUGUACCAUGAAAUGAUUGUAUCAGGUGUCAUCAGUUUGAAGGAUAAAAGUUCCAAGGUAACAGAUUGUUUUACAGGUAGCUAUUAUGACUGCUGAAGGAGGAUCAUGAGGUUAUCCCUAUUCUAAGAUCUCUCCUUACAGACAACCCACCCAGCCCAGGAAAGGUUAGCCACACCACUGUGGUGUACAUCCCCUACUCCUUUCAAACAGUGGUGUGGGUCUUUAACUUCCCACAAGAACCAGAUAAGUGAAAGUGCUGUGAGAUGGGACCAACAGUUUUUCGUCCUUAUCCAAGAAGACUAGAAUGCGUGACCAUUACUUAAAGACCCCGAAUGUUGAUCCGGCCGGGGUUUGAAACCGCCAACCUUCUGCUAAGCAGACCGGCACACUCCCAACUGAGCUAGCUAGGUGGCAGUGUUGUAAUUAUUGUAAUACAGAUCAUAGCAUCAUUUUAAUGUAAAUUAAUACUAUUUUUGAAUUGUUUGUUUGAGGUGGCCCUUGUGUAUGGUCAGAUGAAUGAACCCCCAGGUGCUCGUGCUCGUGUUGCUCUGACUGGUCUGACUGUUGCCGAGUACUUCCGUGAUGAAGAAGGACAGGAUGUGUUGCUUUUCAUUGAUAACAUCUUCCGUUUCACACAAGCUGGCUCUGAGGUGAGUGUAUAUUCAUUGACUUGUUUCUUCAAGUCAGUUUGGGGUCAAUUUUAAUGGAACUUUUUUAAGGUAUCAGCCACCCUUCAGGACAGUCCGCGCGCGGAUCGCUGUAGCGUUAGUUGUUUUUAUAAAAACCCCUAUAAACCAUAUAUUUUUUAAAAGCUUAAUAAUUCCAGAUUAUGGAUUUGAACUAACAAAAACGAUUUACUUAAAUGUGUUUCGAAAUUGGAACGCUUUGUGUAAAAGUACACGUCUCUAUAAAUCAUGUUCCACUCCCGCCGGAAAUACACGGAAGAAAACAAUUAACACCGCAUUCGCUUCUCAACAUGUUCCACUAAAAAACCGUGUCUCAGAUUUUUGACAAGUGCGUUUGUUUUUCUUUUAUUAGCAAAUGAAGUUGGGGAAGGCAAUUAGUCAACACUCUCUGUGUAAAAAAAGCUCUAGCUUUAAAAUGAAAAGGAGUAUUAAAAUUCGCAGACAUGGUUUUGUAGAAGAGAUAUAUGGCAUCACUCUGGCCAAAUUUUAGCCAAAUUGAUUGAAAGGCUGCCGACUUGGAGUUCAAAACGUGCGAGUCGAUCAGCAAAAUUUGCGUUCGGAGAUAAAAUAGAAAAUACAUUUUUGGCGGCAUCCUACCUGGAAUGAGAUUAUAACACCUAAAUGUUUAUUCUGAUUGAUAUCAGAGAGGGAUCAAUUUUCUCUAACAAUAGGACUUUGACAGGUAACAUGUAACAGGAACAAACUUUUUAUUGCUAUCAACAUCUUCAAGUGAACAGUUUAAUUCUCCGUUGGAAAACUUCCACUCUUUUACACCACGAGAAGCACAGUUUAAUUCUUUCUUGAGCGCCAGGCCAAGGAAACUAAAAAACUUUGAAGCCGCCGAAUGCCCACCACCGAUUGCUCGAAGGCCAAGAACUGAGGCCCGGUUUAUUUCAAACGCUCUGCUCUUCUCGGAAGAAUUAAAAACAGAAUUUGUCUUGUGCGACGGCCAGCUUUCAUUCUCGCACUGGAUUCUCCAGGUAGAACCAAGUCCAUGCUUAGUCGCUACAUUUUCCAUGACUUGGACUCUUCCCUGGUAAAAUCGACAAGAUACAGACUUGUCCAGUUUCUCAAGCAGCUUUUCGCUCAACAUGAUAGCUCGACCACUUAUUGUUUUCCACGUUCCAUCAGCAGAUGGGGUCGAUGAGCUUAAUUGGCUUUCUUCAUCUGGUUCUUCAAUCUGGAUUUUGGAGCGGCUUGCACUCUCAGCAACUGCAGCAUUUUCGCUUUUGUGAAUAUCCAACUCCUCGAGCCACUUCUCUUGCUGAUAACAUGAGCCUUUGUCGCUCUCUGCCAAUUUUGCGGCCCAUUCUUUGUCAAACUCGCUCUUCGAUUUCUUUUUCACUCUCGGUUUCGAUGACGAAAACGGACACGACCUUUUCUUUUUUUUUGGCGGCAUUUUCACCGAAGCAAACGCUAAAUAUCCACGGAGAAUACUAAAGGCUAUAAACAACACGAAGACAAUUCGCACGUGUUGUGUCGAAGCACGCACUCAGUAUCACGUUACUAGUUCACAGGCAAGUUAAUUGAUAUAUGACACGGGUAUAACAGAUCUUGUUAACGAUCAAUUAAGAUAAUUAACGAGAAAAAAUCUUUUGCCCCCGAUAUCUUUUCACAGAAAUAAUAUUUUCUUCUGAUUUUUUUUUUAAAAGAAAGCUCUCAAGCAUAUCUAUUUGAAAACGUUGAAACCUCAAAUAUGGAAAAAUGGCAAUUUUAAGGGUGGCUGAUACCUUAAGUGUUAUUUACAAGUGUACACAAUGUAGCUGUUGUCUUCAGACUUGUAAAUUACGCUUGUAAAAGUUUUAUUAAACUGGCCCCAGUACCCUGUGGCUAAACUAUGCGGAUGGUUUGAUUCUUGGUCUUUAAUAUGCUUGCAGGUGUCUGCUCUGUUGGGGCGUAUUCCUUCUGCUGUUGGUUACCAGCCAACUCUGGCCACUGAUAUGGGCACUAUGCAAGAACGAAUUACCACAACUAGGAAAGGAUCUAUUACAUCAGNAGGGUGGCUGAUACCUUAAGUGUUAUUUACAAGUGUACACAAUGUAGCUGUUGUCUUCAGACUUGUAAAUUACGCUUGUAAAAGUUUUAUUAAACUGGCCCCAGUACCCUGUGGCUAAACUAUGCGGAUGGUUUGAUUCUUGGUCUUUAAUAUGCUUGCAGGUGUCUGCUCUGUUGGGGCGUAUUCCUUCUGCUGUUGGUUACCAGCCAACUCUGGCCACUGAUAUGGGCACUAUGCAAGAACGAAUUACCACAACUAGGAAAGGAUCUAUUACAUCAGUACAGGUAAAUUGUCAACACAACACAUGACAACAUUAUCAUUUGCAAACCAUGUUCAUAAUAAUUAUAUUAUAGUAAUAAUACUAUGAUAAUGUACAGUGUAACAAUGAUUUGAUUUGUGACUUGGCUUGAAAGAUAGCAUGUUACAGUACAGUUAAGCUUACAUGUAGUUUAGGAUUACAGUAGGGUUAUUGUUAGGGUUAUUUUUUACUUCAUAAAUCAUGUUUAUUGGGUUAUGUUAACUUUUAAUUUAGCCCAGAUUAAUGCACAAGUUAAAAAUCAUAGUACUUGCAGGGUGCAAGGGAAGUCUUUUUUAUAGCUUGCCAUUCGGGCAAGCUGAAGCUAACAUUUGUGACCGUGAACGGGAAAACGUACCUUAACGCUUAUCCGUUAGACAAGCAAAAGCGUUAAGCAUCUGUUAGUCAUCCGCCGUCGCUUCGAGACUGACUUCGUGACUUCAAAAGGCAGCGCUUUUCGCAUGCUCGGUCAAGAUAGAAAGCGUAAUCUUUCGCAAAUCCACGGCUGGCCCGGGUAAAACAGUUACUUUAGAAAAACUCUUGACAGAGUCAUGGUGUAAAAAUAAGUACAAGCGACAAAUCCAUUUGAGUAAAAAAAUAAAAAAUGUUCACCACGACUGGCGAUUAAAAUUGUUUACACACAGGUUUAGCGACGUAAGGUUUGCUUCUCACACGAUAAUAAAGGACUCGAAUUCUGAGUUUCUCCGUCUCGAUGAGAAAGUGAAAGUUUAUAUCCCUGAGUUUUGCUCUCGAUUAAUGCUCAUCGUGGAAAUAAUUUUUUUAAUGCUUGUCUCAUCGACGACUGAUGAAAUCGGCACUUUGUGACUCGUUUUUUUUAAAAUCGCGAGUGUAAGACUAGUAAUGGUUUUGCACGAUCAUGUGUUUAUAACAUCUGACUGAAAGUAACUGUUAUGCUAUUCGUUUGUUAAAAGUCCUUAGAUGUAAACCGUUAGACAAACGUUAAAAGUCCCUAGAUGUAGAGCGUUAGACAACCGUUAAACGGCUCCAGUCAUCCGUUAGAACAAACGGCAUAACCGUUAGAACGUUUUCUUCAUCCGUUAGACAUACUUAGUUAGCCGUUAGAUGGUUAGGAGAAAGCAUUAGAACAUUUUGAUCAUCUGUUAGGCACAACUAGAUAACCUUUAAAACGUUAGGACAAAAAGUUAAAAUGCUGUGAAGGCGGUUAACAAUCCGCUAGCUAUCUGUCCGUUAGCUAUCCGUCCGUUAGAGAGCAUUUAACGGAUAAGCGUUAAGGUACGUUUUCCCGUGCAUGGUCACAUUUACUAGCCCAAAGAUCAUUUCAACUAGCCCCAAAAACGUUCUUCUGUAAUUUGAAUUCCUCAAAAAAAUUCACUUGCCCAUCGGGCAAGUUAAUAACAGAAUUCGCUAGCCCGAUAGCAAAAUCCACUAGCCCUGGGCUAUCGGGCACUACUUUCUUUGCACACUGACUUGAAACCUGUGUACAAGCAAGUUGUUCACUUCUCUGUGACAGAUUUUUAUUUUGUUUAAUUUAACAUUGUUUUGUUGGUGUGAAUGGGGCUUAAGUUGGGUAGGUAAUAAAAUGUGUCAAAAAUGUUGAGCAUUAAGAGGUGCUUUUUAAUAACAGAAUUAAUGAGCAGAAACUUCUCAAUAUUUACUGUGUUGAGGGGUGCUUCUUGAAAGAAUGUAUGAAAUCAAUUGAACUACAGUAAAUGUACAACUCAAACACUAGGACUAGUUUGGCAAUACAUUACCUCAGCCUUUUUAUUUAUUAUGUGACAAGUAAGCAUUUUGGUUAACAUCAGUUGUUUUCCUUCACUACAUCUGUAGGCCAUCUAUGUGCCAGCUGAUGACUUGACAGACCCUGCACCUGCCACUACCUUUGCUCACUUGGAUGCCACUACUGUGCUGUCUCGUGGCAUUGCUGAGUUAGGAAUUUACCCAGCUGUAGACCCUCUAGACUCUACAUCACGUAUCAUGGACCCUAAUGUUGUUGGACAAGAGCACUAUGAAGUAGCCAGAGGUGUACAGAAGAUCUUACAGGUAACAAACUAUAAGUCAUCUAGUUUUUAAGAAAACAGGCAAACAUGGUGCUCGGUGAUGGUAAUUUCACAGGGAAGUGAUCUUAGUAAUGAUAGCAGUUACAUAAAAGAAGAUGGAGAAUUCAAACACCAGAAAGGUCAGAAAAAUUUUCCGAGCUCCAGGUGAGAAUCAAACUCAUGACCCUCUGUGUUCUAGUUCGGACUCUCUAACCACUGAGCUACUGGAACUCUAGUGGCGAGCAGGGUCAGAAUUUAAAUACACGUACACCAGACUUAAAGGAUUGCAUCGGGGACUUGCUUGAAAUUCGGCCAUUCACCAUUGACAAACCCAAGACUGUAUAUUUAUACAUACGUAUUAAAGAAGAUGGAGAAUUCAAACACCAGAAAGCUCAGAAAAAUUUUUCGAGCUCCAGGUGAGAAUCAAACUCAAGACCCUCUGAGUUCUAAUUUGAGCCCUCUAACCACUGAGCCACUGGAACUCUAGUGAGCAGGAUCUGAAGUUGAAUACAAGUACACCAGACUGAAAGGAUUGCAUCAGGGACUUGCUUGAAAUUCGGCUGUCCACCAGCAGACAAACCCAAGACUGUAUAUAAUAUGUAGAAAGCUGUAGACUGUAAACACUGCUUUCUUAUGACUAUAAUUAUUAAUCUAUAAUACUUAUAACAAUAUGCAGUAACAAAAAUUUUAUUGCAAUGUUGCAGUGUACAUUAGUAAAAUCAAGUGAAUCCAAAAAUUCUACCUAGCGAAAAAAAAUUGGUUGUGUUCUGUACGGAAAUUAACAUGUUCAUUUCAAGUUUCCAUGUGGUUUGAGUGUUGUGUGGAUGUUGUAUGGGUCAGGGAUUUGAGUUCUGUACAAGCCUGGAUUUUUUCCUGGCUCUCUGUAUGCAAUUUAAGUAGUUAUCUCUUAAAUGGGUGUGUAUUUUUUUUACGUUUUAUUUUAUGCGGCAAGUGAUCUCAUAUUUUAAUUUCAGGAUCACAAAUCUCUACAAGACAUCAUUGCCAUCCUGGGUAUGGAUGAAUUGUCUGAAGAUGACAAACUGACAGUUGCACGUGCACGAAAGAUCCAAAGAUUCCUUUCCCAGCCUUUCCAAGUUGCUGAGGUGUUUACAGGUCAUGAUGGCAAACUUGUUCCCUUGAAGGUAAUGUUUACAUUGUGUCAUGUAGUACCUGCUACAGUAUUUGUACUUUGUUACUCGGUUUAUGNGCGGCAAGUGAUCUCAUAUUUUAAUUUCAGGAUCACAAAUCUCUACAAGACAUCAUUGCCAUCCUGGGUAUGGAUGAAUUGUCUGAGGAUGACAAACUGACAGUUGCACGUGCACGAAAGAUCCAAAGAUUCCUUUCCCAGCCUUUCCAAGUUGCUGAGGUGUUUACAGGUCAUGAUGGCAAACUUGUUCCCUUGAAGGUAAUGUUUACAUUGUGUCAUGUAGUACCUGCUACAGUAUUUGUACUCUGUUACUCGGUUUAUGCACCACAGUUAGUAGUACCAAACAGUUGUUACAAUUGUCAUAUAUGUACAUGAGGAUUGGGAGAGCAAGCCACUGGAAUGGCGUUAGAAUCCAAGGAGUGUCAGUCAUCUCCAAGCCUACCUUGUGACUGCUCCUCUGGUACAGGUUUGUCACGUAUCUCAACAUUUUACCUCGAAACUCCAUUGGAUGAUACUUGUAAAGCAAGCAAGACCAUGGUUUCAUGUAAAGAUUCUUUACUUUUUUGUUAACGUUUCUUCUUGUGGUUUGCUUUUAACAGGAAACCAUCUCUGGAUUCAAGAAGAUCCUCAAUGGUAAGUUUUCCUGAUAACUGGUGCAUUUUGUUUCGAAGAUUUGUUAUUUAGGAGUUGUGUUAAGAAAUUGAGCUCAAUUCAUUCAGUAAGAGCUGUCCAUCAGAUUGAGCAAAACAUUUAAAUAAUCGCUUUAAACAAAGGAAGUAAGUAAGGAAGCCAAUACAAAAAAGCACUGACAGCAAUUCUAAAGAGAUUGAAGUGGGUUGCAUUUGAGGUUUUGUGGAACUGUCCGGCCUAAUAGCCUGCGUUGCAGCGGGUCCAUGCACUCGUCUAAACCAUUAAUAUAUUCCAUUUCCAAAUAAGUGCACAAAAGCUUGUUCUAAUAUCCUGCAGAGUCGCAAGGACAUAUGUGAGCGUUUCUGAUAGGUGGGUUUCUGACAGGUUUCUUAUGCACCUCACGAUUGGCCUAAUUCUUACGUGUGCGUGACGGUUGAGCGCAGUGACAUUUCAAAAUUCACAGAAGGGAGUUGGCAAGGAUUGUUUACAGUAAAAAAUGAACAAGCAGUUCUAGCGUCAAAACAAAGUAGAAAAUCAUGAUAUUCCCAGCCAGAAAAAAAAACUAAACGCAUGUAGCUAUUCAGGUCAGGCAUUUAGGAGAAAACCCAAUAGACCAAGGUUAUUUAGCCACAAUAAAAAAGCUUAAGGCUUCAACGGAGGUAAAAGAAACUGCAUCCGUGAUCAAAUCCUGUCAGAAAACAUUUGCCGAAACAUAAACCACAGUAACUAAUUACUCAAUAUUACUCAAUAUGGAACAGACCAGCGUCAUAUCCUCUGAAUGUGAGACUCAAAGCUGAAUGGGUGGGACUUGAUCCUAGCAAGUGUGCUAUGCAUGAUAAUGUACUGUGGAAAUAAUUUGUGUGAUUAUACUUCUACUAGGUGAAUAUGAUCAUCUUCCUGAAGUUGCUUUUUACAUGGUCGGAGAUAUCAGUGAGGCUGUAGCCAAAGCAGAGAGAUUAGCAGAGGAAGUGCAGUAAACACUGAACAGCUACUGUCGACGUUAACCACACUUGUAAAUGUAUUGCGUGUUCAUACACUUGCUGUAUGCUGUUUUUUUACAUCAUUGAAACUUGAAUAAAUUGAACUUUGAGAUCCACUGAGUCCUAAGCUCUUUUGCUUGUNUAAACCACAGUAACUAAUUACUCAAUAUUACUCAAUAUGGAACAGACCAGCGUCAUAUCCUCUGAAUGUGAGACUCAAAGCUGAAUGGGUGGGACUUGAUCCUAGCAAGUGUGCUAUGCAUGAUAAUGUACUGUGGAAAUAAUUUGUGUGAUUAUACUUCUACUAGGUGAAUAUGAUCAUCUUCCUGAAGUUGCUUUUUACAUGGUCGGAGAUAUCAGUGAGGCUGUAGCCAAAGCAGAGAGAUUAGCAGAGGAAGUGCAGUAAACACUGAACAGCUACUGUCGACGUUAACCACA